Molecule: messenger RNA, 867 nt
Organism: Closterium sp. NIES-65
Lineage: Eukaryota; Viridiplantae; Streptophyta; Zygnematophyceae; Desmidiales; Closteriaceae
Source: the annotation of a GenBank genome assembly
AUGGACGUGGACAUGGACGUGGACGUGGACGUGGACGUGGACAUGGACGUGGACGUGGACGUGGACAUGGACGUGGACGUGGACGUGGACGUGGACGUGGAGGACGUGGACGUGGACGUGGAGGACGUGGACGUGGACGUGGACGUGGACGUGGACGUGGACGUGGAGAACUUGGACGUGGACAUGGACGUGAACGUGGACGUGGACGUGGAGGACUUGGACGUGGACAUGGACGUGGACGUGGAGUGGACGUGGACGUGGACGUGGACUGGACGUGGAGUGGACGUGGACGUGGACAUGGACGUGGACGUGGACGUGGAUGUGGACGUGGACGUGGACGUGGACGUGGAUGUGGACGUGGACGUGGAGGACGUGGACGUGGACGUGGACGUGGACGUGGACGUGGAGGACGUGGACGUGGACGUGGACGUGGAGAACUUGGACGUGGACAUGGACGUGAACGUGGACGUGGACGUGGACGUGGAGGACUUGGACGUGGACAUGGACGUGGACGUGGACGUGGACAUGGACGUGGACGUGGACGUGGACGUGGACGUGGACAUGGACGUGGACGUGGACGUGGACGUGGACGUGGACGUGGACCUGGACAUGGACGUGGACGUGGACGUGGACGUGGACAUGGACGUGGACGUAGACGUAGACGUGGACGUGGACGUGGACAUGGACGUGGACGUGGACGUGGACGUGGACGUGGAGGACGUGGACGUGGACGUGGACGUGGACGUGGACGUGGAGAACUUGGACGUGGACAUGGACGUGAACGUGGACGUGGACGUGGAGGACUUGGACGUGGACAUGGACGUGGACGUGGAGUGGACGUGGACGUGGACGUGGACGUUGAUGUGA